Molecule: messenger RNA, 2545 nt
Organism: Neltuma alba
Lineage: Eukaryota; Viridiplantae; Streptophyta; Magnoliopsida; Fabales; Fabaceae
Product: ankyrin repeat domain-containing protein 13C
Exons: 3
Coding region: 439-2115 (558 amino acids)
Cellular component (GO): cytoplasm
Molecular function (GO): protein binding
Source: RefSeq, a predicted model, not a curated record
AAUUGAUCUUCAGUUCUUCGACCGAAAAAAGAAUUGGCCUUCAGUUGGAUGCUGCGCGCACAUUUUACGCGCCAUAAUAUAAACCCUAUUUACAGGAAUCCAACUAACAAAUGGAUUAAAGACAUUGCAACUUACGUUGGCGCUCCCUGUCUUCUCCUCCCGCAAGAUAGACAGAUAAGAAAAUUUUCCUUAAGAAUUCAAGCCUUAAUUUCUAUGGCUUAAUUUGAACGUACCGGUGAUUUCUCUUGGCAUCUCUGAGAAACUCGUAUUAUUGACAAUGGCCAACGGAUUAGUUUCGUUUGUUGAUUUCUCUGAUUUGACCGUACGUAGCCUCUCGAGUUUGAUGAUUGAAUCAUUUGCCCUUGUGACUGUUAAUUAGUGUGGGUUGGAGUCUUCUGCAUCUUCUUUUUUCGGUGAGGAGUCUUCCGCAUUUGAUGAAUGGCCGAAAUUGAUGUUUCAAAGUAUGCUUAUAGUCCUGUGCACAAGGCCGUAGUGCUGAAGGACUAUGCUGGUCUCAAAGAGAUACUAGCACGUCUCCCACGACUUGGAAACCCAUAUGACAUUCACACUGAGGCAGAGUCAAUAGCUGAGGAAGAGAAGGCUGAGGCUAUCUCUGCCGUGGUUGAUUACCGUGAUGUUCCGAAUCGCGAUACUCCUCUUCAUUUGGCUGCUAAACUUGGCGAUGAAGUAGCCACUGAAAUGCUCCUUGUUGCUGGGGCAGAAAAAAAUUUGAAGAACAAACAAGGGUGGAGUGCUCUUUCAGAAGCUAUCCUCAAUAACCAAGAGAAAGUUGGCUUGCUUAUGGUUCGGCAUUCUUGGAAUCAUUUAGAUGAAAAAUGGCAUAGGAGGGUGCCUCGCUAUAUAGCAGCCAUGCAAAGGAUGAGAGAUUUCUACAUGGAGAUUACGUUUCAUUUUGAGAGUUCUGUAAUUCCUUUCAUCUCAAGGAUUGCCCCUUCAGAUACCUACAAAAUUUGGAAAAGAGGUGGUAAUAUGAGGGCAGACAUGACUUUGGCUGGUUUUGACGGUUUAAAAAUUAAGAGGUCAGAUCAGAGCAUGAUUUUCUUUGGUGAUGGUUUAGAAGAUCGGAAGAUGCCGCCUGGGUCACUCUGUUUCAUGUCACACAAGGAUAAGAAAAUCCUUACGUUUUCAUCUCCUGCGACUAAACCAACUGGUAGACAGGUAAGGAAAAAAUUUAAGAAAAAAUCUGAGGAUUCGAUAGUAAAUGUGGGAAUUGACAUGAGUCAAGCAUUUCUGGUUCCCCAAUUGACAUGGAGACGAAAAGAGAGAAAGGAAAUUGUGGGACCAUGGAAAGCUAAGGUGUAUGAUAUGCACAAUGUGAAUCUAAGCGUCAAAUCUGUAAAGGGCCCGAGAGCUAAGAAAGAUGAUAAGGCCUCUAGCAUUAGAAAUAAAAAUGAGAGUAAGGAUAUUCAAGAUAUGUUGACAGAGGAAGAAAGAAAGCAACUGGAAUCUGCACUUGCCCAAAAUGUGGAUUCAUUGGAAUCAAAUAAUGAAGAUAGGCUUAAUCAAAAAGAAGAAGAAAAGAAAGAGAAAAAAGGACAUGGCCGGAAAGAAAAGGGGACCAAGAAGGGAAAACAUAUCAAAGCACCUUCAAUGGAUUCUGGUAGCAGCAGUUUUGACAAGGAAGGAAGUAGCGAGAGUGAGUAUAAACGCGGAAUGAGACCUAGCCUUUGGCUUUCGCCAAAUUUUCCACUAAAAGUUGAAGAGCUGUUGCCAUUGCUGAACAUUCUUGCAGAUAAAGUUAAAGCAGUUCGUCGGUUAAGAGAACUUCUCACGACAAAAUUUCCAAAGGAUACCUUUCCUGUGAAGGUUGCAAUCCCUGUGAUUCCUACUGUUAGAGUAUUGGUUUCCUUUACGAAGUUUGAGGAAUUACCGCCACUGGAAGAGUUCUCAUCGGCCCCUACAAGUCCAACUUCCGCAGACGAUGAAAACCCUGAAGAACAACCCCAAUCUUCUUCUUGGUUUCAGUGGGUAAAGGCCAACCCUAGUUCGUCCGCCGAUUCCAAUGGUGAAAUUCAAGACCUUUUUGCUAUUCCCUCCGAUUAUACCUGGACUACUCUAGAUGCGGAAAAAAGUAAAAAGACCGAAAAGUCAUAAUUAUUGAGGUUGUUGAAUCGUUGAGCAGGCUCCAGCUUCCAAGUGCUGUAUAUGAUCGCGGUGAGUCAUAAGUUUUGGUUAUGUAAGAAGCAGGAAUUAGUUGCAGAAAAUAAUCUGUCUAGUUUUAGUAUGGUUUUACUUUUACACAAACACAGAGGAUGGUAGCUAGUAUUGUCAGGUCAAGUCUGAGCAUAUUCAAACCCGAAACCUUGUGCUUGCAAGUAGCCAUAACUUUUUAUUCAUUGUGCAGUUUUACAAGUUAGCGACACAUUUGCACGCGCACUAAAUACCCACACGCAUAGACGGAUGUUAUGGAUUUUGCUUCUGUGUGGUAGGUCUAAACUCUGAAAUGCAAUUUUUAUUGUACCAAACCCGACAAGAAUGAGAUUAUGGAAUUUCAAAUACACAUGGUUUGUUCGUGUUCAUUCAA